Messenger RNA from Sesamum indicum (sesame), 948 nucleotides. Its product is annotated as SAGA-associated factor 11. NCBI's taxonomy places the organism in Eukaryota, Viridiplantae, Streptophyta, Magnoliopsida, Lamiales, Pedaliaceae. The record is from RefSeq and is a predicted model, not a curated record. Gene Ontology annotation, cellular component: SAGA-type complex; DUBm complex.
GCGCGCACGAGCUGGGAAGAGGGACUUUAGCGAUCUCGAAACUGAUCGUAACUGUUACUUCCGCUACUGUCUACUUUUUCGCUGAUCGAAGCUGAAAUUUAUGCUCCAAUUUGGUUGAUUGCGUUCUCUAGUGCAUGACCUCGAUAAGCAUUGGGGUUCUAUUGCUAUACUCAUGUCAAUGCUGAAAGAGGAUGAUCUGUCUUCAGACUCUGAGCUGUUAUCCAAACUUUUCGUUGACAUUCUUGAUUCUAUCAUAGUUGAUGUUGCAUCAGAGUCUCACCGAAUUGCAAGGCUAGGACUUGAUUGUAAUUUAGAUAACGAGGAAGAGGAACUGAGAUUGUCUGCGGAAGCAAGAGCACGAGCAUCUGAUCCAAGCAAUAGCGGUGAAGCCAAUGGCAAAUACGUGGUUGAUAUAUUUGGGCAAACUCACCCUCCAAUUGCGAACGAAAUAUUCGAAUGCAUGAACUGUGGCAGAGCUAUUAUGGCUGGAAGAUUUGCUCCUCACUUGGAGAAAUGCAUGGGAAAGGGUAGAAAGGCUCGUCUCAAGUCAACAAGGAGCACCACCUCUGCACGGAACCGGUACUCACGAGGAAGCCCUCUUUCAACUCCGUCCCCUUGCUCAAAUUCCAGGGGCCGUUUAUUAAACGGAAGUUCUGGCAUUGCAGGUGAUGAAUAUAGGAACAGUACUUUGGAAGAGCCGUGAAAGUGACAAGGUCCAAACUGUAAACCGAAUAGAACCAAGGAAGAAUAAGAAUCAAAUCAAACACCUUUAGUGAACCUAACAUUGCGGCGCUGGAUCCUUGUCUGCGGAUUAUGUUGCAGCUGCUGUAUUUUGGACUACUUUUCGCCCGAAUGUGGUAUUUUCUGGUGGGAGCAGUUGAGGAUUUUUAAUGGAAAUUCAACUGCAGUGACAAGAAUUCACAUACAUACAACAUCCUUACAAGAUUA